Rhipicephalus sanguineus (brown dog tick) is the source of this 2607-nucleotide messenger RNA. Its product is annotated as cadherin-like and PC-esterase domain-containing protein 1. The record is from RefSeq and is a predicted model, not a curated record. Gene Ontology annotation, biological process: protein modification process. The coding region runs from base 3 to 2354 and encodes 783 amino acids. The transcript is spliced from 17 exons. Lineage: Eukaryota; Metazoa; Arthropoda; Arachnida; Ixodida; Ixodidae.
CAAUGCUCGAACAAGGCCGAGUAGUGGCGCAGGAAACUCUGGUACGGCCACUGCUGGCGUCAAACGGCCGGUCGAUCCUGGUGAGAGUCUUCGCACUCGUCACAUCGAUGGUACCGCUACGGGCUUACGUUCACCACGCGGGAACUGCCUUCCAAGGAACUGCGCAGGGAACACGGACGAGUGACACCGCGAUUCGGAUGAGCGGGAAAUCUGUGCCCCUGAAGCAGCUGUGGCAUCAACUGGACAAAAUAUACGGAAGUUCGAGCGUGGAGCAGCUAUGGUCGCAGAUAAAGAGCCAGGUCGCUGCACUGCUGGUAGCUGCCGAGUACGAAAUCCUCUCGAGGAGUGUCGCGAUGAACAGUAGUCGCAACUUUGGGGGCGCAAUUGGGAGACCGAUCGGCUUCCAGCUGCUCAGUUUCGAAUUCGCCCUGAACGCUACUCUCCAGCCUUUCCUGUGGCACGUCAACGUCAAACCACACUUUCUGGCCUCGCGAAGCGUCGCCAUGGACGCCGUCAAGUCUCAGGUGCUUGUCGACGUGGCCCUCAUCCUGACGGCUGGCCGCCAAGUGGCGACGCAAGUGGCGCAGGCGUUGCGGGCUUCUGACGCCAGCAUUGGCCUCAUGUGUCACUUCUGCCGCCUUUCGCAUGACAUCUGCCUCACGGAAAACGACUUGAGCUACCUGCUCCAGUCGCGAAGAGAACAGCUGUCCAGGGGAAUGUUCGAACAGAUCUAUCCAUCAAAAACGGUCACGGAAUUGAAUGAUCUCCUGUCUUCCCUUGACCAGAAGAUUCAGAAGGAAGUUCUGUCGUCAGCGUCAGCACAACACUCCACCGUAUUUGAUGUCAGCAAACAGCACCAGACGGCACAAAUGCACAGGCUGCUUAUCGAUAUGGAAGAAUUCUACUCCAGAAUGGACAACGAAGAGAGCAAAAGCAGGAACGACCCGACCAACAGUGAGAGGCAAAGAAAGGAACAGGAACUACGUGAGAUGCUGAAUCGUAACAUUGUGUACGAAGAAGAAGAAAUAGAUUGUUUGCAGGACCCGACGUCACUGCCUUACUUACGCCUGCUUCGCGUGAUUCCGGAGCAGAGCUUGUCGCCGACCUUCCACCCAAACAAGACGGAAUACCACAUAGACGUGCCUUACGAGCAGAUGACCGUGGAAGUCCGAGCCAGAGCUCUCUACUGUCACGCAGAAGCUCGCCUCGACGACAAACUCGGACCAGCAAGACCGGUCAAUUACACCCUGGGCCUCGGCUACAACCGGAUCAGCGUGGUGGUCGUGGACAUCAGGCACGCCGAAGCCCGCGUCGCCAACGCGUACGUUCUCAGUGUGUUCAGGAACGAGCGCACCACGAGACACGAAGCGAUUGAGCCGCACUUCGCCGGUCACUACGCCGUUUGCAGCCUCAAGCAGAGCUGCGAGCUUGUGAUCUAUCCGAAGGAACCGUGCGGGCUGCAUCUGGAGGACGCAGAAGAAUCGUGGACGUCCAUGAUUCCAAAACUGCAAGCACUCGAUAUUUGUAGUUCAGGACACGAAGACGGGCGGUGGCUCUUGCCUUGUACCGACUGUGCAAGCUCGGAGUCGUGCGUUUGGAGUAUGGCGCGAUGGGCACCCUUCAAGUGUCGCUACCCGGAAGUGACCAACGCAUCACUGCAGGCCUGUCUCGAAGGAAGGAAGCUGUUAUUCCUUGGAGACUCCACAAACCGCGGCAUCAUGUACUACGUGCUCAUGCGACUCAACGGCACCCUGGGCGAGUGGCACAAGAGCCACGGCAUCGCGCUGCACGCGCAGCGCCUGAACGGAGGCCGCACCGCGGCGGGCUUCGCCUACUACCCGCAGUUCUGGUUGCCACCAAAUCGCCGACCCACGCUGGCCCGAACGCUGAAUCAGUUGGUGGACAGCAUGCCGUCGCUGGAGAACAGCGAGAGGACAGUUCUGGUCGUCGGUGGUGUGCAGUGGCUCAACGUCAAGCAGCUGUCAUCGCUGACGACAACGCUGAAAGGACUUGGCCUGGAUAAAACGAAGAUUAUAAUAAAAACAUUCGGAUCUGGCUUCCACCAACGGACAGAUGGUGUUCACCAGAGCAGCUUGAGAAACCAGCAAAAUCUAGGCAGGACAAACCUCGAUAUCAUCCGUCGAGCACGAGAGCUUGGCAUGGAAGUGGUCGACACGUUUAACAUGACUACCGCCAGGUUCAAGGAUUUCAUGCAAGGAAACUGCGCCUGCCACUUCCACAAGGUUGUCAGCGAUUCUCUGACGACGUAUCGCGUCGAGGGUCCCGUGAACCAGGCUUACGGCGACAUUCUGCUGAGUCGUCUAUGCCAAGGACACAGGACAAAGCCAGCGUGAACGACGUUUUGGUCGCGUUGAAGCUACCAAGAAGAUACCACGUCUUUCAAGAAAGAAGUAGCUCACAUCAUCUAGAGGCCAUUCAGUGACGAGCGAAGUGUGCAGUGCUUCAAAGUGUAAGGUGUACAAAAAACACGCAGGAACUUCAACAACGAGAAGAGCGGGAUAGUGAACAAAACUAUGCAUGAAAUCAUCUCGAAGAUUACACAGUUCGCCGACUUGUGCAGCAUACAGCAAUAAUGAUCAUACUCAU